AUGUCGAGAUCGCGAGAGAGAGAGCGGCGAUUCGUUCAUUCAUCGGUAGUCAGAGACAAGGGAUCCCUCUUAAACAGGUGCACUCUAUCUUCCAAAUCCAAAAUCAAAUUGAGAUCCAACUCGAAAUCGAAAUCCAAAUCCUCCCUCUUAAUCAGCUGCACUAUUUCUGCCAAAUCCAAAACCAAAUUCAAAUCUAAAUCGAAAUCCAAAUAUUCAGACAGUAGCAAAGCUCUUGCCAACGCCGAAUUGAAAUUGAUCAAAUCAGCUAAUGCUCAACUCAAGGUCUUGUUCCUGGUGACGCAUUCUCACCACGGAACCCUCGAUUACCCUGUAAUCUCAAUCGACGGCAACUCUUUCAGAGUAUUAGACGAGGAUGAUGAUGAUCUUCCUCGCAACUUAUUGCCUCUACUCUCUCCCUUGGACUCAAAACACCUAUGCCCUUCUUGGAUGUUGUGGCUCAUUGGUUUGAUUGCUAUUUCAGCCAAUUCAUUCCAAGGCACAAAUGGCAUUUUUGCCCCCAUCAGGGGUAAGACCUACAUCGCCCUUAGAAAGGGCUCAUCUCUUCUCUUCUUAGCUCGUCUUCGUCGUAUGAUUCCUCAUGCUGUGCUUCAUAACCCCUAA
This is a messenger RNA of Striga asiatica, 621 nucleotides long. The record is from the annotation of a GenBank genome assembly. NCBI's taxonomy places the organism in Eukaryota, Viridiplantae, Streptophyta, Magnoliopsida, Lamiales, Orobanchaceae.